Hydra vulgaris (swiftwater hydra) is the source of this 2067-nucleotide messenger RNA. RefSeq lists its product as uncharacterized. The record is from RefSeq and is a predicted model, not a curated record. Lineage: Eukaryota; Metazoa; Cnidaria; Hydrozoa; Anthoathecata; Hydridae.
GUUAGCUUCAAAAUCUGGUGUAGAACGAUAUUCAGUAGUUUCUGAUUCAUGUGCAUUUGUUACCGUUUUCCAACUAUGCAGAUCUUUGCGAAAAGUAGUAAAAUGCCAUGAUUCGUUAUGUCGAAUAUCUGAAGGAUAUACACGACAAGUUAACAAUCUUGACAAAGGUAUCUUGUGUCCGCAUCUGAAAGUUUUUAGGGAGCAUUUUUAUCUCAUUCAAAACACAAAUGAGUGGAUUAGCAAUGACCAAGAUGAAUUUACCCUUGUUGACGAGUCGGAAGAUAAAAUGCAACUACCAAAAGAAAGUGGGAGGAUCUGAAUCUUUUUUAAAUGGUGUUACUGAAUUCUACCAUAAAAUUAAUAUGUACACUGACCGUGAAGUAGUUGAGUGUGAUGUUUAUUUGCGCAAAUGUUUAUCCAAUAAUUGCACUGCUUAUUGGGAUGGAUGGGAAGACUCUGUUUUUUGUUUGUCUAAAUCUACUUGUGCUGGUUACGAAUUAGGCUGGGAGUUUGUUGAUUUUGUUUUAUGCAAAGGAACAUUUAGUGGUUUUGUUAAUUUAUAUGUUAACAAAUAUAAGCGUAGAAAUACAUCUUUAAUGCCAUUUAUGUCAACUCAGACAUUUAUAGAUUGGUUUUUUGCUUGGGCCUCCCACAUGCAUAUUGAUUUUAGACAAAAAUGUCAGAUGUGUCCAGAAGAUCAACUUAUAUCAGUUCUAGCUUGCGAUGCAACUAAAAUUGGGAUUAAUUUUAAAAAUUCUUUCGUAAAACCUAUUGAAUCAGCUGAACUUAAUGAACUUGUUGAAACACCAUCGCGGCGACUUGAUAGGUCAUUUAUAUAUAAUUCCGAAUUAUCUGAUCCCAAACAAUUUUCAGAUGCUAGAACACAUCUUAAAAAUAUCUGCCUUCUUAUUCUCUCUGUUGAAAAUUCAGAUGAGAUAAGAUUUGAUGCAGAUACUUUAAAACUAAACUAUAUACUUGUGGAUUAUAUUCCUGCUGAAUGUAUACCAUCAUUUCAGCUGAUGGUUUCAGAAUCUCCCGUGCCGCAUCUUUUGCGAUGGUCUUAUGCCAAAGUUUUUAAAAUCCUUUCUGCUGAUAGCUCACUUGAUACUUUAAUUCCAUUACGCUUCACUGAUGAAAUACUUUCUAUAUGUGAACAACUUCUAUCUAAUGUAGAUUGUUGUGAACUUUCAGUAAAGUUUUGUUAUCUUCUGAGAUGUUUUUCGCCUGAACUUGCUAGAUUAGUGGAAAUAUCCUCAAGCUACAACAAUACACCUUCUGGAGAUAUUGUUUUAUUGAUCCAAUACUGUAGUAAUUUUGUUAAAAAAAUUCAUUUAGUUGAUGUUCCACCAAAAAAAGCAGAAGUUAUUGAAGGGACCUAUAACCCACCAAGAUUUGGAAGAGCCUACUAUUUUGAAAAACAUGGAUCUCAAAUAAGAAAAAUGAGAAUGUUUUCUGCUGAUAAAAGUGCUAACAAUAACUUAUUUGAUGAUGUUCCUUCCGAAAUUUGUAACAAAGUGUUUCCUCAGGUCUCUAAAAAAGGUGUAUCUUUUCUUUUUUUAUGGUUUUGUCCUAUGCAUGGUCAUUGUUAUGGUUUCCAUAUAAUUCCGGGUUCAGAGGGAAGAAAAGAUCCACAUGCUUCUUUAUACACUCAUCUUGAAGUAGCUCCCGAAAAUAUUGUUUAUGAUUUUGCAUGCAGUCUAUCUGAAUUUUGCCACAACCGGGAAUCAGGAUAUUAUAAAAAUACGUCGUUUUUCCAUGACGUAUUUCAUGGUUAUACACAUAAAUGUGCUGAUGUUUUUCGAUGCAAUCGCUUAGGUUAUUUUUAUCCAAUAAAUACUUCUAUAUGCGAACAGUUCAAUAGCUUUUUGCAAAAUAUUAAGUCUUCAGCUAGUUAGUUUCAGCAUGACACAAACUCACUUUUGCUUUUAUCUUCAGUUUUUCAUACAUAUUUGGAAUCAAAGGAAAAAAAACCUCUUUGAAAAACAGUUGAUUGUGUCUGAGAACACUAUCCAUUAAUUAUUAUUAUUAUUAUACUGUUAUACUGUGUGUAUAUAUAUAUAUAUAUAU